Molecule: messenger RNA, 6277 nt
Organism: Ylistrum balloti
Lineage: Eukaryota; Metazoa; Mollusca; Bivalvia; Pectinida; Pectinidae
Product: DDB1- and CUL4-associated factor 11-like
Exons: 17
Coding region: 271-1947 (558 amino acids)
Biological process (GO): proteasome-mediated ubiquitin-dependent protein catabolic process
Cellular component (GO): Cul4-RING E3 ubiquitin ligase complex
Molecular function (GO): protein binding
Source: RefSeq, a predicted model, not a curated record
AAGUUCAACGUCAAAGUUCUGUUGCAUAUUGUAUAAUUUGUCAAGUUAGUCAGAGUUGCAAUAUGGACAGUGAAUGUGUGGUUUGACAGUUGCAUAACCGAGUUAGUAAACAUUGCGUUGCGAUCAGCUGAUCACGCUCUGGUUUUGGGAUAUAAAGUAAGUGGAAGUCCUUGGAUUUUAGCCAGGAGACGGACGCAACGACCAAAACGACGAUAAAUUUUCUUCUCAACAAUGUGUCCCGCAGACCACAAAUCCCAUGUCACUUGACUGAUGGGUUCUAGCAACUCCUCUAACAGACAGAAUCAAAGUCAGAGGAUGACGGAACCUGCAGAAACGGGCGCAGCUGGAGCAGGAACAGAAGCCGACGAAGAUCAGACAGAUAUGCAGGCCAUCAUAGCUUAUCUUAUACGAAGUGGACAAGUUAGAAUCCUUAGGCAUGAAGAAGAUGACAGUAACGAAGAUGAUGAUGAAGAUGACAACGAAUUUUAUGGACCAGCUAACCCUCCAAAAGCUGAUCAAAACCCAGACACAAGUUUAUUGGAGAAAAAUGACCUGAAGCAGGUGAUACUUGACAAAUCUGGACGGACACAGAAGCGAUCUCGGAUGUCUAUCCCUACACUACCACAUAUGAUCCAGAAUAGAGAAGUCGGAGCCAACAGAAGUCAGCAAUUUACAGUAGGGGAUCAAAGAAUCCUUGGAUGUCAGUUUCUUCCCAACCACAAGGAAGAAGUGGCUAGAUAUCAUCACAAAGUUUUCUGUGGAACCUACUCUAAAGAUGGCAACAUAUUCCUCACAGCAUGUCAAGACCAACAUAUACGAAUAUAUGACACAACCAGGGGUAAUUUUAACUUGCUCAAGACAAUUCGAGCCAAAGAUGUUGGAUGGAGUAUACUUGAUACAGCUUUCAGCCCAGAUGGUAACUAUGUCAUCUACUCCAGCUGGUCUGACUGCAUUCAUCUAUGCAAUAUUCAUGGAGAAUAUGACACCCACAAUGCCUUGCACCUGUUUCCAGGGGAACACAGCUUUUGUAUAUUUUCACUUACCUUUUCCUAUGAUAAUCGAGAAAUUCUUGGAGGUGCUAAUGAUGGUUGCCUAUAUGUGUAUGAUAGAGAGAGUAACCAAAGGACACUUCGGAUUGAUGCCCAUGAAGAUGAUGUGAAUGCCGUGGCCUUUGCUGACAGUUCCUCACAGAUUUUAUUUAGUGGAGGGGAUGAUGGUUUGUUAAAGGUUUGGGACAGACGAACCCUGCGUGAGGAGAAUCCGGUCCCUGUUGGCAUAUUGGCAGGUCACUCCGACGGUGUCACCUACAUAGACUCCAAGGGAGAUGCACGGUUCCUCUUGUCUAACUGUAAAGAUCAGUCCAUGAAGCUAUGGGAUGUCCGUAUGUUCUCAUCCGAGGAAGGCAUUCAGUCUACAAAGAAAGCAGUAGCCAAACAGAGAUGGGACUACAGGUGGCAACAGUUUCCGAAAAGAGCCUCUAAGAAGAAGAUUUUGGCUGGGGACUCCUCUAUCAUGACCUACAGAGGUCACUCUGUUCUGAAUACACUGAUUCGAUGUCAUUUUUCACCGGAGAUGACCACCGGUCAGAGAUAUGUGUACUCCGGUUGUGCUAGUGGAACUGUUGUAGUGUAUGACCUGUUGACGGGAAAGAUUGUAGCCAAGCUGUCAGGACACAACACCUGUGUGAGGGACGUGUCGUGGCACCCGUACGAGAAUAUCAUUAUGAGUACCUCAUGGGACAGCUGUGUAGCUAAAUGGACAUACCAAUACGAGGAUCCGUCUGAUGCAGAGGUCACACAGGAGUCAAGCUGGGACGAAGAUGAUGAGAAUGAUUCUGAUGAGGACUCGUAUUUACGACACCGUAGGAGAAGUGCACGAUUGAAAAUGAUGCAGAAAAGGAAAAGAAAAGCCAAUGUGUGUGUGGAAAGAUGUGGCUUACUGGAUUAGAUAAUCAGAAAACAGUGAAUCAGAUGCUGGUAUACACUGAUCUGGUAUAUUGUGAUAAGUGUCUGAUAAUCACGAAAGUGUCAAAUUACGGGGGAAAAAUUUGUGUGUGAAUGUGAAAAUUUUCUCUCUUCAGAUUAUUUCUGUGGAAAUUUUCACACUUUCACGCCUCAAACUUUUCUAAAUUAUUACAGAAAUUUUGAUGUUUUCUAUCUUCAAUUUAUUCCUGUGGAAUAUUUCACUCUAUCCUCAAACUGUUCCAGUGGAAUGGUUCAUUUUUACUGCCACUGUAAAGAUUUUAUACUUUGGUUUUAAGUCUGUGUUAUUGGGUUUUGUGCUGGGUAUCAAUAUGUUAUCCCAGCACAAAGAUUUUACAAUACUAUGAAACCAAGAUAAAUAUUACAAGUGUUAAGUAUAGCAGUUAUUGAAUUUAGAACCAGCAAUGUUUUGUCAUAUUUUGCAGCCAAAGGCGGACUAUUUUCAUGGCUAAAACUAUGUAUAUCUUCCAAAUUACUAUGAAAUAUUAUUCCAAAGCAUGCUGGCAGAUGCAGCUGUUUGCUAAUGUAAAAUUGUAAACAUACAUUGUGUAUUCUAUAUGAUUUGUUUAUGAUGCCAAUUCUUAUUUUGUUUUUUUGUGUUUUAUUUUUUUCUCUCAAAAAACAAAACAUUAUCAUCAGUGUGAUGGUUAGGGGGCUCAAGGUCAAGGUCAUAUCUAUGUACAUUUCAUGCUUAUAGUAGCUUCCCAAGACAAGGUCAAGGUCAAAGUAAGCCAUAUCUGUAUACAUUGCAUUGUCUAUAGGAAACUUGACAAGUUACAAGGUCAGGGUCAAAUCCAGCCACAUAUGUCUACACUGCAGUGUUUAAUGGAGCUCACAAGGUCAUGGUCAAAUCAAGUCAUAUCUCUAUACAUUAUCAUGUUGUGAAAGUGUCAUCCAUACUUAAAAAUAUAUUUCAGUAUUUUUAAAGCAGCUUAAUAUACUACAUAUAUAUACAAAUUCUACAUAUCAGGAUAUGUUAAUUAAGGCUGUUUUUGCAGAACCCAGUUGAAAAGGUUUAUGAGGUCUGAAAUUAUUCCAUCCACGUACUGGAUGUUGGACUUGAUAUAUGUUUGGAAAUUUCCUGUCCGGCAUAAAAAAAUGAACUAAAAUUAAAAUACCCUCCAUUUCACUCAUAUUUAAAACGCAAUGCUUCCAGAAAUAUGUGAGUACACUAACAUUGAAAUUCUGAAAUUUAAUGAUAUAUAUAUAAACUUUAUUUAUAUUACAACAAUUGCAAAACAAGUUAUGUCAACUUAUACUAAUCACUCUUGUUGGCCUGGAUGUAAGCGCGCGAGGGGUCUUAUUGUGGGAGGAAACCGGAGUACCCGGGGAAAACCCACGUGGUCGGGCAGGUGACCCCUUACCUUUUCACGUCCGUUCCGGGAAUCGGCUAGGUGAAAGGCGAGUGCGUUACCACCCGGCCACCCGAAAAAAUAUUCAGCAAGUUAGUUUCUGACAGGUACGGCUAGACCCUGCACUCUGCACAUGUCAAAUAUUCUGUAGUCCAGCAUUAGUCCCCGAUCUGCACCAGGUGUUUUUUAUACAGGUUCGACCGGUCCAAAAGUUUCAGCUGCUUACGCAAAAGCAAUCUAAUUUCUUCAUUGCUUUUUAGUUUUUAAUGCUUAUUUGUACAGACGUACACAAUCACCAGAGUAAUUCUUUAUACAAGUCAUUAUAUAAAUGUCUGUGAAGAUUUCUGAUUUGAGAUAAUUCCCAAGUGUCUAGAAUUGUAUUGAUGGAAAUAUGAAGCAUUAUGGUAUGUUUUUACCCUGAAAUAUCAACACACUGUGCGUGAUUGUACAAUAUAUGGUAUUUAUUUUGUACAUAGAAAUUUGAUCGUAAUGAUUGUAAAUGUAUUGUGAUUUGUUGAGCUGUUCUAUGCAAUUGUUUGAAUAAUGAUGUUGGUAAUAGCUUUUUGAGUAUACAACAUAACAAAAAUAUCGCAAAAGUGAAAUACCAACAAACAGUAGUUUUAGGAUUGUUGGGAUUUCUGAAACAACAGCAAAUAGCCAUGAGCCCGAAAAACAUGUCGGCACAUAUCUAAUGAACAUUAGGUUUAGAUUUGAUGUCAUUUGUUAUUUUGUUAAUAUAUGAAUUCAGGGAUUUAAAAUAUUCACUGCAUCAACACAGAAAAAAAAAAACCCACAAAUGUUUAUGAUUUAACGGUAAUGUUUUAAUUUGUUGCCAUAGUAACAUGUACAUCUCCCUUUUCUUGACAACAGAUUUGCUAAUUUGUGUUAGAAUAGAUAAUGAUAGAAAUUGAAUCAGACAGCUGAUAGAUACAAGUUUUUGUAAAAUAUCUCUGUUUAUCUUAUCUUAAGUUGUUAAGCACCCCUUCCCCCAUCUAUACACGCAUUGUAUGAUUCAUCGAUUGGUGACAAUCAAGCAUUUAACUUGACAUUGUGAUGCACACAUUUAAAAUUUGGGUAGUUAUAUGCCAUUAUUUACAGGACACUAACUUAGAUCAUUCACAAUGUCUUCCUGAUUGCUUGUUAUAUUAUUUUUUAGGGUAGUUUGUAGUGCAGUUUAUAUACUUUGAGUCUGUCGUAGAAUAAGAUUCGGGUCAGUGUUUCGAAACGACGAGGCGUAAUUGUGAUGUCCCAGAUUACGACAAAGGGUCAGUGUUUCUGAAUGACGGGUGUAAUUAUGAUGUCACAGAUUACAAGAAAGGGUCAGUGUUUCAGAACGACAGGUUGUAAUUGUCACAGAUUAAGACAAAGCUUCUAAAGACUAUAAAGAACCUUUGUAAUGAAAUCAAUCCCUAUAUGUUGUGAGUUUGUAUUUAGGUGAAAAAGCAUUUGCUAUUUCAACUUUAAAGCAGGAACGACUGUCUAGAUUCAUAGAGACAUACAGGAACCUGACAAAGGCCUCAAAUGAUAUAAUUUGAUAGCUACAUGACAUCUGGAACUGUCAAAACUGCCAGGACCCACAUGUUCAAAGGCUGGUUAAAGACAACCAGUGGUUAGUACACAUGCUCAAAGGCUGGUUAAAGACAACCAGUGGUUAGUACACAUGUUCAAAGGCUGGUUAAAGACAACCAGUGGUUAGUACACAUGUUCAAAGGCUGGUUAAAGACAACCAGUGCUUAGUACACAUGUUCAAAGGCUGGUUAAAGACAACCAGUGGUUAGUACACAUGUUCAAAGGCUGGUUAAAGACAACCAGUGCUUAGUACACAUGUUCAAAGGCUGGUUAAAGACAACCAGUGCUUAGUACACAUGUUCAAAGGCUGGUUAAAGACAACCAGUGGUUAGUACACAUGUUCAAAGGCUGGUUACAGACAAUCAGUUGUUAAUAUAAAUUUUACGACAUUGAUUGAACGGAACUGGAAACAUUCUCUACAAUUUCCUAGCAGUAAAUUUGCUGAGACGAGUUCGGCUGAUAUAUUUUGAGUGUUAAUUUUACAAUCAACACUUACGUUUUUUCAGUGGAAGCUGUUUGAAUUUUUUGCUUAACCACUCGUUAACAUUAACCUUUGAGAGCAGCAGGGGUCACAAGUCAACGACCAAUGUCUACGAGAUGUAAUGUCCUAGACAUAGAGCACAGACUUAUAAUGGAACUAACGGCAGUAAAUGCGAGUGAUUAUUUAUGGUCAGGUGUUGGUGUACUGUUUUAUGAAUACAGGUAGCUGAAACUUGUCUAGGAAACUCCAAAUUGUAGAAAUAUCUGACAGGAAAUAUGCAAAAUCAGGUCAGGAUUUUCUUGUAUAGUUAAUUAAUGUGACAACAUGUACUACAUCAUAAUUUCAAAUUCUCAGUAAAUGCUGUUGAUAUAUUCUAGUGGCCGUUACUACAUGAAGAUAUCACUACUUCCCCCAUCAUCUCCUUGCUUUUUAUCUAUUGUUCCUAUGAGAUGUUUUUAAUAGUUCCUUGUAGUAACGGUAAGCCAGUGCACUAAGGUUAGAUGGUAAGCCAGUGCACAAAGGUUAGAUGGUAAGCCAGUGCACAAAGUUAGAUGGUAAGCCGAUGCACAAAGGUUUAAUAGUAAGACGGUGCACAAAGGUUUAAUAGUAAGACGGUGCACAAAGGUUAAUGCAAAAUCAUUUUUGUGGAACUUUACAUUUAUGCUUUUUUAAAACUGUACCAACAAAAAACGUUUUGGAUUAAGUAAAACCUAUUUUACUUUCAGCAAAAGACAGUUUGUAUUUGGCAAAAGAGCAUUUUACAUGGGUAAAAAUGCAUUCUGCAGUCAUCUAAAAGCAUUUUCCAUUUUCCUUUCAACUUUAUUUUUGUCAUAAUUUGUUGUUUUUGACUAAACAAAUUAUAUAUAAAAUUUUAACAUGUUUCCGAAGAGUAA